UUUUCUCUCAGUCCAACCCAAGAUUCUUCACUCAAACUUGCGACUCAAUGAGUAUCAGUCUCUUUUGUUCACCCUCCACCUCUUUUUGUACAUUCAUGCAGAAAUGGACCAGAAUUUCUGGUUGCUUUUGUGUUUGUUUUAUGUAUGCCAUUCAUUAACGGCCUUCAACAUUGAUCCUGUGACAUGGAAGACCUUCACAAACAAUGAAAAAACUGGCUUUGGCUAUAAAGUGAUACAAAAAGGUGAAAGUCUGCUAGUGAGCGAUCCUUUAAUACAACAGAGUCAAACUCAAAGAGGACAAAUUUAUGACUGUUCUGUCACCAGAGGAAACUGCGUGCCACUGGCCAUUACUGUCCCAGUUGAAGCUGUCAACAUGUCCCUUGGACUUUCAAUGUCUCUAGAUCCUCAGUCUUCAAGAGCAGUGGUUUGUGGUCCAACCAUACCUAAGAACUGUGAUGUAACAACAUACAACGGCAUGUGCUUUAAAAUCAGUUCAGAAAAUGUUGUGAGCAGAUCUGUGCCAAGGACUCUGAGAGAAUGCCCAAAGUCACAAAUUGACAUUGCUUUUUUAAUGGAUGGAUCUGGAAGUGUAAAUUAUGUGGAUUUUAUGAAGAUGAAGGCUUUUGUUAUAGAAAUGAUCAAAAGUUUUAUAGACCAUGAUACACAGUUUGCCAUUGCACAGUUUUCUACAAAUUGUUACAUUCAUUACAAGUUUAAACAAAGUUUCAAAAAUGCCAAGCAGUGGGAAGAUGGAGUGAGAACGAUAUCUCAAAAUAAGGGAUGGACUAACACCGCAAAAGCUAUAGAACAACUUGUGAGGGAGCUAUUUGUAAGUGAAGAAGGUGCAAGACCAUCAGCCAGUAAAAUUCUGGUUGUUAUCACAGAUGGUGAAUCAACUGAUAAUUUCUUGACUGAAGCCGUUAAAAAAGCGCAAGCAAAAAAUAUAACACGAUAUGCUAUUGGGGUUGGAAAUGCUUUUGAUAUUGACAAAGCCACAAGGGAGCUGGCAAUUAUCGCAUCUUUACCCACCAGUAAGCAUGUUUUUAAAGUAACUGACUUCGACGCACUGGAAAGUAUUCGUGGACAACUCAAAGAAAACAUUAUUGCAAUUGAAGGAACACAGACCUCCGGUGAUUCAUCCCGGAUGGAGUUUUCACAGGAUGGUUUUAGUGCAGCAUUUACGUCAAAUACAGAUAUAAUAAUGACUGCAGUAGGAGCUUUCCAGUGGAAAGGUGGAUAUCAGUUGCACAAACAGAAUGAUCGGUUAAAUGUCUUUCAAGCUGGAAGUGAGCAUGACAGUUAUUUAGGUUAUUCCUUGGCAAUAGCGACAACAUUUGGAGCAAAGUAUGCAGUCAUGGGAGCACCAAGAUUCAAGCAUAGGGGACAAAUAACUGUUUCAAGAAUUGAUAAUAUUCAAAGCAAUUUAAAGGAACUGGAUCCCCCUAAGCCUCAGAUUGGCUCAUAUUUUGGAGCUGAGGUUUGUGUGGUGGAUUUGAACAGUGACUCCAGAACAGACCUCCUGUUGGUAUCGGCACCAACAUACAUGGAGCCUGACCGGGAGGGUAAAGUGUUUGUUUACACCUUCACUCGCCGGUCUUACUUUGAUUUUUCGGAUAUGGUGCUGGUGGGAAUGGCAGGUCAGAGGGGUCGGUUUGGUUCUUCUCUUGCCAGUCCAGCAGAUCUAAAUAAUGAUGGUUAUAUGGAUGUGCUGAUUGGAGCUCCAUUAGAGGAGGACGGACAGGGCAGCAUCUACAUCUUCAAUGGAGGAGUAGAUCAGAUCAAUUCUGCCUAUUCACAGAGGAUUGCUGGAUCCUCUUUGGAACCACGUUUGCGGUUCUUUGGGAUUUCACUAAGUCAGUCCUCUCUAGACCAGACUCAAGACAGCCUUCCUGAUAUUGCUGUAGGGUCCAUGGGAGCAGUUAUGCUUCUCAGGUGGGUUUUGUUUGAUAAAGAAUUCAAAAUAUAUAAAUAUACAGAUUCAGUCAUGAUCAUUCAUAUAUGUGUGUGCGUAUGUGAAUCAUUCAGGUCCAGACCCAUCAUGAAUUUGGAAAUCAGCGUACAUUACAACCCAUCCAAAAUACCAACUGGUGAAACAGACCUGUCGAUUAAAAAUACCAUCAAAGUGUGCUUCACCAUGAGUCCAUAUAAGCACAACAUAAGAGGCCUAACAGCAAAUAUUAAUUACACCAUAAUGCUGGAUGCCAAGCGACAGAAAUAUCGAGCAUAUUUCUCACCCAAAAACCACAUCCUCAAUAAUGAUAUGCAUAUUAGGACUUAUAACGAAACUUGUAAAAGUCAUCCUUUCCUUAUAGACGCUUUCUCAGAAGAUGCUCUGAUCCCAUUGUCUAAUCAGUUAACAUUCACAUUUGAGGGCCUACCAUCUGCCAAACUGCAAAACAUAAGGCCAGUACUUCUGCCGGGGAUAAAGACCACCACAGACCACAAUCUGGAUUUUGAGAUAAAUUGUGGACAUGAUGACAUUUGUGUUGAUGACCUCAGGAUGGAUUUUAAUUUCUCUGGUUCUACAAAUAUAGAGGUUGGGAUCAUGCAGGAAAUCGAUGUGGCAGUGUUUGUAGAGAACAGAGGGGAAAACUCAUACAACACACUCUUCACCCUCAACUACCCCUUUGGACUUUCCUACAGGAGAAUCACAUCUAAACAGGGCAGAGUGGAGUGUGUAUCUCUUGACAGUGAGCAAAAAGGUACAUUUGGAGAGACCACUUGCCACAUAAGCAAACCCAUCCUCAAGGGCAACGCUCAGGCUGUGUUUCAUAUUACAUAUAGCAUCGCUAAAGAAAGCACCUUCGAUCAAAAGGUCAGAUUUACUGCUAGAAUCAACAGUGGGAAUGACAAACACUCUCAAACCAGUGAAUUAUCCAAAGAGAAAAGCAUUGGUGUCAAAUAUGCCAUCUAUAUUGCCUUAAUAAGACAUGAAGAUUCAACCCUUCACAUUAAUUUUACUGCACAGAAAAAUGGUACUGAUAAACCAGUCAAACAGAUACUUAAGGUUGAGAAUGACUUUAGAGAACUAAGUUUCAAAGUUCUCAUCAGAGUACCAGUGAUGUUGGGAGAUAAAUCUAUCUGGACUGAUAAAAACAUACAGAUUCCCGGCUGUGUGAAACAGAGGGAUAAGCGACCAGUCGUAACUGAUUUUGUCGAAGAAAUUAAAAAGGAUCGUGUGGUGAACUGCUCUGUGGCCGUGUGUGCCGAGUUCAGCUGUGAUGUCACUCUCAUAAAGCAUGAAAGGAUGCUCUAUAAUAUUACUGGCAAUGUGAGCUCUGGAUGGAUUGAGCAGACUGGACUCAGAGCUGGUGUUUUUCAGCUGGUCAGUUCAGCAUCUAUGGAUUAUGACAAGAGCAAAUAUGUUUUCUUUUCCUCUGAUUCUCAACAAACUGUACCAUCUGUUCAGAUUAAUACUCAAGUGGAGGUGUAUGAGGAGGUGAAUCUGACUAAAGAGAUCGCGGGAGGCAUAAUAGCAGGAUUGCUGCUACUGGCUUUCAUCACAACGGCUCUCUAUAAGGCUGGUUUUUUCAAAAGCCAUUACAAGCAGCUGCUAGAAAACGCAGAAGAAAGCCCUGAUUAGGGGCCAACCACAACAUAUGUUAACUAAUUUAACAAACCCUUUUAGAUCAACCACAAAAGAGAUGCAUUAAAGAUUCAAACGUGGCUUUACAUGCAAGUGAAAAUUUGUUCCACUACCAACAUUAAUAAUGAGAUUUAUUACAUGCAUGCAAAUAUUAUUGAGAUACUGCUUGUACAAUAACCAAAAGGUUUUUUUUUUUUUUUUUUUUUUACCAACUCUGUAAUGUCUUUAUUAAAUAAAAGGGACUUGUUGCUUUAAAUGGAGGAGAAACAA
This is a messenger RNA of Carassius carassius (crucian carp), 3856 nucleotides long. Its product is annotated as integrin alpha-M-like. Gene Ontology annotation, biological process: cell-cell adhesion; cell adhesion mediated by integrin; cell-matrix adhesion. Gene Ontology annotation, cellular component: integrin complex; external side of plasma membrane. The record is from RefSeq and is a predicted model, not a curated record. NCBI's taxonomy places the organism in Eukaryota, Metazoa, Chordata, Actinopteri, Cypriniformes, Cyprinidae. The transcript has 29 exons. Bases 104 to 3583 code for a protein of 1159 amino acids. Gene Ontology annotation, molecular function: integrin binding.